This is a messenger RNA of Bacidia gigantensis, 1092 nucleotides long. RefSeq lists its product as uncharacterized. Gene Ontology annotation, cellular component: mitochondrion; mediator complex. The transcript has 4 exons. NCBI's taxonomy places the organism in Eukaryota, Fungi, Ascomycota, Lecanoromycetes, Lecanorales, Ramalinaceae. The record is from RefSeq and is a predicted model, not a curated record. Gene Ontology annotation, molecular function: dihydrofolate reductase activity; NADP binding; transcription coregulator activity. Gene Ontology annotation, biological process: regulation of transcription by RNA polymerase II; tetrahydrofolate biosynthetic process; glycine biosynthetic process. The coding region runs from base 1 to 1092 and encodes 363 amino acids.
AUGAACGCACGUCAACGGCUUUACAAGGUCAAUACACUCAAUGCUUCAAGGUGUUGCCGCGCAAACCAUGACAUCACAGAGCUUCUCAAGAGGUUCGAGAAUGUGAUUGAAUACGGCUCUAUCCUGAAGGGUGAGAAAAGGGACAGGAAUGAGAUCGCAGUAAGCGCGUAUCACAUGAGUGUCGAGAGCGCCGCUCUGGUGCGGGCAGCAGAGGAUGUCCUCUCCCUCACGCGAGUCUUGAAGGAGGCGUGGCUUUUCGGAAAGCUGCAGACUGUAGGGGCCGGCGAAGCGGAGAAGAAGACGGAAAGCCUCAGUAAGGAUGUGUGUGAGCGGUUACAGAAGUUACGUGGUGCUUUCGAUCUCAAUGGGCAGAAUGGAGGUGAAGGAGCUCAGGGGGAAGAAGGGAGGAAUGGGGAAGGUGAAGAGAAUGUAGACAUGAAUUCGCUGGCUAAAUCUGAAAAGAGUCAGGUUACCAAUGGGGGCAAGGUCAAGAAUGCAGUCAUCAUGGGCCGCAAGACGUGGGAGAGCAUCCCAUCCCGCUUUCGGCCGCUGAAGGAGAGGAUCAAUGUUGUUGUCAGUCGGAAUUAUGAGACUUUGAGCCUUGCCUCUCCUGCCUCGGGUGCGGAGUCGCUGUCCGUAGAAAUGGUAGGCCAGGAUGUGCUUGCUGUGGGGAGUAUUGAGAGUGGAUUGCGGGAGUUACUGAGACGGUUUCCAGAAGACGCGGAGAAGGAAGGGGGGCAGGUUAGGGGGCAGCAGGAAGUGGGAGGGGGAAAUGCUAAGCUAGGAAGGGUGUUUGUCAUUGGUGGAGCGGAUAUAUAUAAGCUUGCUCUUGGGAUGAAAGAGUGUGAACGGGUGCUGUGGACGAGGUUGAGUAAGGACUGGGAGUGUGAUACGCUUUUCCCAGAAGGUGUCUUGGAAGGGGAAAGAGAGCAGCACAGAGGGAAGGGUGAAGAGGGCGAGAAAGAAAGGAGGUGGGUGAAGAGGAGUCGGCAAGAUUUGGAGACAUGGACCGACGAAGAAGGGGUGGGAGGUAUAAGAAAUGAGGGCGACGUCGAAUUUGAGGUUAUGAUGGUGGAAAGAGGAGAUAUCUGA